Molecule: messenger RNA, 5013 nt
Organism: Acanthochromis polyacanthus (spiny chromis)
Lineage: Eukaryota; Metazoa; Chordata; Actinopteri; Pomacentridae
Gene: inhbaa
Product: inhibin subunit beta Aa
Exons: 2
Coding region: 1068-2381 (437 amino acids)
Biological process (GO): BMP signaling pathway; SMAD protein signal transduction
Cellular component (GO): extracellular region
Molecular function (GO): growth factor activity; cytokine activity; hormone activity
Source: RefSeq, a predicted model, not a curated record
CUGUGGAAACGGUGGCGUGAAGAAGCUUUCAUUGCCUCACAGGUUCGGUUAUCUGCAGCAGUUAAACCACGAGACGGUACAGUCAUGAACCUCGAUGCCAACCAGACUAAACACAUGGCGAGUGUCAGACGGACAGACUGACUGAUGGGCGGCCAGACAGAUGGACAGGAGAGUCACCGGCGAGAUCCAGUUCAUCCAAGAAUUUUUCCCCUCAGCACUCAUUGAGCCGGCCGUGGGAGGAGGGAGGAUAAAGGAAUCCCAGCUUUGCUCCAUUAGCAGCCGAGCGGAGGGAGGAGGGAGGAGAGGUAAAGUUGCUAUGAGUCACGGAGCAGGAUGGGAGGAGACUGGAGGAGAGAGAGGGAUGGAGGAGGAGGGAGGAGAGGUAUAAUUAUGGUGGGAGGCUGCCAGAGCGAGAGAGAGGGAAGAAAGCCGAGGAGAGCGAGUCCAGCCCACUCCACUGAAACCAUUCAACUGGUGCGAGUCCACACAGAAGCAGCAGCAGCAGCAGCAGCGAGGAACUCCCUCCGUCGGAGAACUUCACCCCAGGAACAAGGAACCUCAGCAGCUUCUCCUUCGCUGCUUUCUUUCCCUCCGUCCAUUCAUCACCUCACACACUUCUUUCCCUUUUUCUUCUCCUUGUUUUGUUUUCUUUCUUCUUUCUUUCUUCUUUCUUCUUUCUUUCUUUCUUGUGACGCCUCCACAUUUUCCAGCCAUCUGUCCCUGACAAAAAAGAUAAGGAUUACUCAUUUUCUCUCUCGGCGUUUCUUUUUUUUCUUCUUCUUCUCUUUCUUGUGUCCUCCUCUCUGUCGUUUCUUUGCAGCUUUUUUUCCCUCCGUUUCGCAGGUGGACUGUGAGCUGAGCUGAACUUUGCAGCUUCCAAACUUCUGAGACAAAGACAGUGAGGAGGAGGAAGCUCACUUUGCUCUCCUCCGUCUCCACCCGGGACUCCAUUUUUUUUGGCCCACUUUUGUCCAGAAACUUGACUUUGCUUCCCCCUUUUUUUUUUCUUUCCCGGCCGCGCAUCUGCAUCCACCAGCAUCACCGACCGCGGCCAAUCAGGAGGCGUCAUGUCGGCGCUGCCUCUGCUCAGCUGGAGCCUCCUGCUGCUGGUGCAGCUCGGCGCCGCCUCCGACCUGCAGCCGCUCAGCCUCCAUCCCCACCGCCAGCCCGCCGCCGCCGCCGCACACUGCCCCUCCUGCGCCCUGGCCAGGAUGCGGAGGAACGAAGGGGUCACGGCGGCGGACGCCCCAUCAUUACCCGAGGAGGAGGAGGAGGAGGCGGCUCAGCAGGACGUGGUGGAGGCGGUGAAGAGGCACAUCCUCAACAUGCUGCAUCUGCAGGCCCGGCCCAACAUCACCCGGCCGGUGCCGCGCGCCGCGCUGCUCAACGCCCUGCGGAAGCUGCACGUGGGGCGAGUGGCCGAGGACGGCAGCGUGCAGAUAGAGGAGGACGACGCUCGGGGGAGGGGAGGACGGGGAGGAGCCGCCGGACAGGGGGGAGGAGCCUCGACGGCGACAUCACGGGCCGACGGCGGCGACGCUCAGGAGACCACCGAGAUCAUCACCUUCGCCGAGGCCGGUGAGGUUCCAGGUGUGGUGAACUUCGUCUUGUCUAAAGACGGCGGUGAUCUUUCUCUGGUGGAGCAGGCCAACGUCUGGCUCUUCCUCCGUCUGUCCAAGUCCAACCGGAGCCGAGCCAAAGUCACCAUCCGUCUGUUCCACCAUCGUGGUCCGACCGCCGGCCGGCCGCCGCAGGACGAGGCCCCGCUGGCGGAGAAGACGGUGGACACCCGGCGCAGCGGCUGGCACUCCUUCCCAGUGUCGGCGUCGGUCCAGACGCUACUGGAGGCCGGCGGCUCCACGCUGGGCCUCAGGGUGACCUGUGACCUCUGCGCUGACACCGGCGCCACGCUGGUCCUGGUGUCGGAGGCGUCGCAGCGCGGCGGCCAGCGGGAGCAGUCCCACCGGCCCUUCCUCAUGGCCGUGGUGCGGCAGGGCGACGGCGGAGACUCGCGGCGGCGCCGCAAGCGAGGCCUGGAGUGCGACGGGAAGGUCCGGGUCUGCUGCAAGCGGCAGUUCUACGUCAACUUCAAGGACAUCGGCUGGAACGACUGGAUCAUCGCGCCGCCUGGUUACCACGCCAACUACUGUGAGGGCGAGUGCCCCUCCCACGUGGCCAGCAUUACCGGCUCCACGCUGUCCUUCCACUCCACCGUCAUCAGCCACUACCGCAUGAGGGGCUACAGCCCCUUCCAGAACCUGCGGUCCUGCUGCGUGCCGACCCGGCUACGGGCCAUGUCCAUGCUGUACUACAACGAGGAGCAGAAGAUCAUCAAGAAGGACAUCCAGAACAUGAUAGUCGAGGAGUGCGGCUGUUCAUAAAGCCACUCGGGACUCGGCGGCCGAGGGAAACCGGAGUCGGUCCGACAGUCCGCCGCCCUCCGAGUCGCCGCUCCGAGUCGCUGUCUGGGACUAAAAGUCGACUUCGGCGGAACUCAGAGUCUCCAGGGCGACAAGAAAAAAGAGAGAAAAAAAGAAUAUCUAAUAUAUUUUUGCUACAAAUGGAGGGAGUGAGUCGUAUUUAUGAGGCUGAGACGUUCACGCACCGCCAAGCAUCAACGAGGUGCCUGAAAAAACUACGAACACGAAACUCUAAACUCUAAAACUGUAAAACUAUGCAACUUGUUUCACGUAUUACGACCUUUACCCACUUUACUCUGUUUGUUCCAACUGUUUACUUUAAAAUGUCCGACGAAGAAAGACUCUGUGUGUGUUACUGUGUAUGUUACAGUGUGUGUGUGUGUUACAGUGUGUGUGUUACAGUGUGUGUGUUACAGUGUGUGUGUCUGUGUGUGUGUGUGUGUGUGUGUGUGUGUUACAGUGUGUGUGUCUGUGUGUGUGUGUGUGUGUGUUACAGUGUGUGUGUGUGUGUGUGUGUGUGUUACAGUGUGUGUGUGUUACAGUGUGUGUGUUACAGUGUGUGUGUCUGUGUGUGUGGAGAGAUACUUGAAAGAAACAAGUUGGCGGCUGCUGGAACCAAACACUUCUUUUCGUUGCCAUGGUUACCAUGUUGAUGUUCUAAUUAUUAUUGUCAGUAUAUUAAUAUUAUUGUUGAUUUUUGAACGUUACAAACGUUGUUUUGCACUAAUAGUGAGAAACUCCCACUAAAACACCUUCUGAUUGGCCGAGCCGGCUGUCAGUCAGGCAGAGGUUCUACAGAGACUGAAGAGAAGAAAAACGAGAUUCAAAAGUUAAAAAAACUGCUUUUUUUCUGUGUUUGUUUCAAGAAAAUUGAAAAAAGAUGAAGUGUGUUUCAAACCGAUGCCUGGAAAAACACAAAAAUAACCGAAAACCUGCGCUAAGAGUCAAACAUCAGGUUUCUGUCCACAUCUGUAGCGAUGCUGACAGUUAGCUCGGCUACAAACAUCACGUUGUUCCGAAGCUGCAUCUGAACUAAAAGCACUUAGAGGAAGAAAAAGGUCCUCGGUAAUCGGCCUAAAUAAUGAAGUCUGAGCUGCCCCGAAAUUAAAAAUGUUUUAGGUGAUGUUUUUCACUCAAAAAAUUCAUAAAAAUAUCCUUAAAGUAACUUUACGUUGACAUUAAAACGACCUUCAGCUAAAUCAACAGGUUUAAAAAAACAUCAUCAGCAACAAAUCUGAGCUUCAAAUGAUCUCGUUGGAAUGUUUUCCAAAAAUAAACCUUCAGUUGGAAUCAGAAACAAACAAAAAAUUUUAGCAUUAUUUUUUAUUUUUCAUAGAAUUUGGUUCAAGCAAAGAUUUUUGUUUAUCUUUUUUUAAAUUUUGUGGAAUUUUUGUUUUUCGUAAAAUCUUAUUCCAACAGAUGGUUUAUUUUUGGUGAGUUUUUAAAGAUUUGGUAGAUUUUUUGUUUUGCAAAAAAUCUGAUUUAAGCAAAAGGUUUAUUUUUGGUUAAUUUUGAAAUAUUUCGCAAUUUUUUGUCCUCACAGAAUCUGAUUCCAGGAAAAUGUUUAUUUUUGCUGGGUUUUUGAAAAUAUUGCAAAUUUUUUGUUUUUCCCAGAAUCUGGUUCGAGGAAAGGGUUUAUUUUUGGUUAGUUUUUAGAGAUUUUGCAGAAUUUCUUGUUUUUCACAGAAUGUGGUUCCAGGAAAACGUUUAUUUUUGGUGAAUUUUAAAUAUUUCGGAUAAAGAGACGAGUCGAGCAGCAGGAAAGCCACCAGAUUUUUCUAAAAGAUAAAGCGACUUUUAAACCUGCCGGCUGGUUUCUGGAUGGUUUUUACACCGAUUUGAGGUCGUUUUUGACUCUUUCUGAAAUUGGUUUUAAAAUGAGAAGCUUCGACGUUGCUGCAGUAAAUUCUCAGCAGGUCUUUUGGUAAAACAGAAACAAACCUCGAGUUCGCUUUAGGACGCCAAAGAGUCGACCAGAUUCUCUUCCUCCAGCCUGAUUGGUGUAAAAACUGCAGACGAUUCCGAAUAAAGUCUGUAAAAUGUGGACGUUUCACUUCGUAGCUUCGUUUAGUUUCUCCUUUACUUGUGGUGGGUUUUUUUUCUGGUCCACGACUCCAUUUCCCAUGAUGCUUUACUGCUCAGCGCCAUGUUUCUGGGAGGAAACGGAUGUCAGGUUCUGCUUGUUUUCCGAUGGUUUGUUCGCCCAAAGUCUGGACGGUCAGCCGCCUCUCCACGGUUUAUUUGUGCUUUUCUUUCUUCGGGUCGUCGGUGUUCUUCUGGACCGUGUACAAACAAAACGUCAGUGCAGAAAAAAAGCCUAAAAAAAGGACUAAAAGAGGAAGUGGUUGUGUUAGGUUCCGAUUCUGUUAUUUUUGUCAAGACGAAAAAAAAUGACACUGAACGAAGUGGACAAAGAAUAAAAAGUCUAUUUUUUAUUCUGUAUAUAUGGAACCAAGACUCCAGUCUGUUGCGUUGCUUUGUUGUACAAAUCCAAUGUGCUUGUGGCAUUUUUCUAAUCUAAUUUAUUUUACCGUAUUUUUUGUUUAUUGUUCUCUGCUUCACCAUUAAAGUUUAAAGGAUGUACACAAAGAAA